This is a messenger RNA of Branchiostoma floridae (Florida lancelet), 1463 nucleotides long. Its product is annotated as nmrA-like family domain-containing protein 1. The transcript is spliced from 6 exons. The coding region runs from base 154 to 1065 and encodes 303 amino acids. Lineage: Eukaryota; Metazoa; Chordata; Leptocardii; Amphioxiformes; Branchiostomatidae. The record is from RefSeq and is a predicted model, not a curated record.
UGCUUGGAGAAUAGCGACCAUGGUGUACACAUAGGCCUCUCCGAUCGAACGCGGCGCCCCAAAGUAGGCUAGAAAACAUCAAGCAUUUAUACAUAAAGUCCAAUGUUCAACAACACGUCACAAAGUCAUGUGAAACAUUCAUGACUCAACAACAUGGCGAAAGUUAUCGCUGUUUUCGGAGCGACUGGAUUACAGGGAGGCGGGGUGGCCAAUGCCCUUCUGGAGGACUCUGACUUCAAAGUCCGAGUGGUGACGAGGAGCGCCUCCAGCGACAAGGCUAAGGCACUGCAGGAGAGAGGUGCUGAGGUCGUUGAGGCCAGUUUUGACGAUCCUGGCUCACUGGAGCGGGCACUGCAGGGCGCCCACGGAACGUUCGUGAUGACCCAGUAUGCCAUUGAACGCCCAGAUUUCUACCAACUGGAGAUUAAGCAGGGUAAGGCUGUGGCGGAUGCGGCAAAAGCAGCCGGUGUGCAACACGUGGUGUUCAGCAGCCUGGAUGCCGUCCAGAAGACCAUGGGGUUCCCCUGUCUGCUCUACGACUCGAAGGCACACGUCGAGGAGUACAUGAAGUCUAUCGGCCUGCCGGUCACCAUUGUGAAGUACCCCCUCUACUACGAGAGCUACCUUUCACUCCGCCUUGUGAAGAAACUGAAAGAUGAGACCUAUAAAAUAGGUUACGCCAUAGAAGGCGCUGCAAUACACGGUGUCAGCGUUACUGACAUGGGAUUUGCCCUCAGAGAGAUCUUCAAGAACAAGGACGAGUGGCUGGGCCGGACUGUCGGCUUCAGCGGAGACAAACUCACCAUCCAGCAACACGCGGACAUUCUCUCCAAGCACCUGGCACCGAACCUUUUCAAACCGACCAAGAUGACGGUGGACGAGUUCAGCAACCUGCCGUUCCAAGGAGCGAAGCACUUCGGCGACAUGUUCAAGUUUUGGCGCCUGGGUAACCCCGACCAUGACGCUGAGCUGACCCGCCAGCUGUACCCGGGCACCAGGAGCUUCGACCAGUGGGUGCAGGACAACAAGGGGGCGCUGUUGAGCGCUAUGGCAAACAAAAUGUAGAAAUAUACAUGUAGUAUGUGUACUGUAGUCACAUGCAUGUUUGGAAGAAAAUAAUUCUCAGUAACGUUCAGUGAAUAUGGUAAAUUUACUGCUUAUUGCAACAGUACCGCUGUCUGAAAAAUUACGUCAUUCUAUAUAGGUGAUGAGAAAUGAAUAUGAACUGACAAGUUUGGGGACUUAUGAAAACUUUAUGUUUCAAAAAAUAUUCUUUAACAUUGGACAAAACUCUGUACCGAUACUCAUAUCCGCUGCAAAGUAACAAUGAUAUUAUGAUAGAUCAUUUACUUUAAUAGUUGUUGGUUUGGGCCACAAUUACAAUGUAUUAGAUUUCGUUGUCUCACAUAACCAAUUGUGGAAGUUUAUUUGCUUUUGAAUAAAGAUGAUGCCUUGGGAUGAAA